This is a messenger RNA of Aspergillus calidoustus, 1832 nucleotides long. Lineage: Eukaryota; Fungi; Ascomycota; Eurotiomycetes; Eurotiales; Aspergillaceae. The record is from the annotation of a GenBank genome assembly.
CCAGCUAUCCCGACGAUACCAAAGAGCCCCUGAAUAUGGUCAGUACAAGAUACCUGCUCUUAGCAUGCGGCAUAACCGCCUCAGCUUCGAUCCUUCCAUGGUUCGAGCAGGUUCCGCUAGGACAGUUAAAGUCCAGUUUUCAAUGCGAUCUUCCGCCCGUUCUCGACCCCGCACGCGAUGGACUCCCCUCCGCAGAGAGCCUCUUCACCUCCCACGAGGCAUUGGAAAAACAGGUGAAACGGCACCAAGCGAUCGUUCAAGUCCCCUCGGUCUGCUGGGAUGACCUCGGUGAGAUCGGCACCGAUGAGCGAUGGGCCCCAUUCUAUAGACUGUUCGGCGUUCUGAAGAAAUCAUACCCUGCCGUCCACACUCACGCAAAAAUCGACAAAAUCAAUACCUUCGGCCUCCUCUACACAUUCGAGGGCUCGGAUCCCACCCUAAAACCAACCCUGCUAACCGCACACCAAGACGUCGUCCCCGUCGCAGACGAGUCAACAUGGCGAUACCCGCCCUUCGAAGCCCACUUCGACGGUGAAUACAUCUGGGGUCGCGGAGCGUCCGACGACAAGAAUAGUCUUACGGCGAUUCUCUCUGCCGUUGAGGGCCUUCUCACCGAAGCAAAGUGGAAGCCGCGCAGAACGUUGUUGCUCGCGUUUGGAUUUGAUGAGGAGUGCUCGAGUAACCGGGGCGCGGGACCCAUUGGGAAAGUUAUCACGGAGCGGUAUGGGGAUGAUAGCAUCGCUGUUAUCCUUGAUGAAGGUGGGUUUGGUGCUGAGCCGCUUGAUGAUAAGACGCUUUAUGUGCUCCCCGCGGUCACUGAGAAGGGCCACGUGAAUCUGAACUUUGAGCUUCGCGUCCGCGGUGGGCAUAGCUCCGUUCCGUUGCCGCACACCGGAAUUGGCAUUGUCUCUGAGAUCGUGGUUGCGCUCGAGAGGAACCCGUACGAGCCGGCGAUUAUCGAGGAUAGUCCCGUGCACCGCGCGUUAACCUGCCAGGCACGGUAUUCACCGGGUACGCAGCCGCGGAUUGAACAGCUGCUGAAGGAGGGGAAUCUGGAAGAGCUGGCGAGCGAGUUCGCGGCCACGAGUCCGCUUGCGCGGUUUGUUGUCCAGACAAGCCAGGCGGUCGAUAUCAUCGGUGGUGGUGUCAAGAUAAAUGCUAUGCCGGAGGUCGUGACGCUGGCUGUGAACUAUCGGGUUGCACCGCAUCAGCGGCCUGUUGAGGUCCAGCGGAGGGCCGUGGAGGUUAUCUCGGAUGUUGUAGAGAAGUACGGAUUAAAGGUCCAGGCGUAUGAAGGCGAUGAUGAGUAUCACGACACCUAUCCUGCCAUCGUCAAGAAACGGGACGAUCAAUUCGAGGUCGACUAUAAUGGUACACUCACCAUCACAGCAGAAGGCAAAGGGGAAGCCGCGCCUGUGUCUCCAUCUACUGGACCCGUGUGGGAAGUCUUCUCCGGAACUAUUCGGCAUACGUUCGCCCUGAAAGACAAGACUGUUGUGCCGGUAGGGUAUAUCAUGACGGGAAAUACGGACACGGCCUAUUACUUGAAUCUGUCCCGGAAUGUGUAUCGAUGGACGCCGAGUGUCACCGGAUCGCAGGGGAAUAAUAUCCACACGGUUGAUGAGCGGAUUAAAAUUGACGACCAUCUAAGGGCUGUGAGGUUUUAUUAUAAUUUCGUGAGGAACUUCGACGCGGCUCACCUGUGAAGGAACGUACCGGACUCACCCACAAAAUGGGAGUGGCAGCAUUAAUAUCUGUGUCAUUUGUCCAUAGCAUGCGUUUAGAUCUAGGAUAUAGUGUACGUACAUCUAACUGAGAAACGAUGCGGCAGA